AUGACACGUAAAGAAUUUCUGAGUUGGAUUCAGACGAAACUGAUUGAAUUGAUACCAUGGGCAAACAAAUUGCCUUUACACGAAGUUUUCUAUGGUCCUCCACUGGAAUAUAAUCCACCCUCUGAUCAGUCAAUUCAUUCACAGUUGGCGCUGUCAAUUCGACGUCGGUUAAAUCCUCCACUUCAACGUUGUUUACAUCAAGCACUUGUGAAUCCUGGAAUUUAUUUACAGAAUUCACAAUUAGUACACUCUCAAAGUCUUGGAUUCAAUCUGUUAUGUGGUAAACCUUGUUAG
Molecule: messenger RNA, 294 nt
Organism: Heterobilharzia americana
Lineage: Eukaryota; Metazoa; Platyhelminthes; Trematoda; Strigeidida; Schistosomatidae
Source: the annotation of a GenBank genome assembly